UGCGGGGAGCAAAGCUCACAGCCGACUUUUCUAAUCAGUCUGGCGUCAGUUUGGAGCCUGUUCACUUUUACUCUCUAACAGAAGAGCCAGGAAUGUGUCUGGGAGCCUGCAGGAUCGGGAGACCUAACAUGUUUUAGGGGAGUCCUGGGAUGUAACUGGAUCUAGGACGUGCAACUUGCAAUCAUGGAAACCGUUGUGAUCGUCGCCAUUGGUGUGCUGGCCACCAUUUUUUUGGCCUCCUUUGUGGCAUUGGUUGUGGUUUGCAGACAGCGCUACUGUCGGCCCCGAGACCUGCUCCAGCACUAUGACUCCAAACCAAUCGUGGACCUAAUCGGUGCUAUGGAGACCCAAUCAGAACCUUCUGAGUUGGAACUGGACGACGUUGUCAUUACCAACCCCCACAUCGAGGCCAUUCUAGAGAAUGAAGAUUGGAUUGAGGAUGCUUCGGGUCUCGUAUCUCAUUGCAUUGCUAUUCUGAAGAUCUGCCAUACUCUGACAGAAAAGCUUGUUGCCAUGACAAUGGGCUCAGGGGCAAAGAUGAAGACUUCUGCCAGUGUCAGUGACAUCAUUGUAGUGGCCAAGAGGAUUAGUCCCAGAGUGGAUGACGUUGUGAGAUCAAUGUACCCUCCACUGGACCCUAAGCUUCUGGAUGCCCGCACAACCGCCCUCCUUCUAUCUGUCAGUCACCUGGUGCUGGUGACCAGGAAUGCCUGCCACCUGACUGGAGGUCUGGAUUGGAUCGACCAGUCACUGUCAGCAGCUGAGGAGCACAUGGAAGUCCUCCGGGAAGCAGCCUUGGCCUCUGAGCCAGAGAGGGGCCUCCCAGGUGCGGAGGGCUUCCUGCAAGAGCAGUCUGCCAUCUAGCCGUGGUUAGUUGGCCACAAGGGGGCAGACCUCCAUCACUCCGGUGAAUCUUCAGUCUUUAUUUUCUGUAGGAUUAGUUGGCUUGCUCAGCUCCCAAGUGAAGUCAUUUGUGCAUAGAUAAAUAGGGCAGCAUGACCCACUGGCGUCUCAGCUACAGUGACAACGUGUCAUAGAGAUUCCAGUAUCUGACAUUGGCCGUCACUUUUAGAGCUUGAACACUCCUCUUGGGCUCCAUGCCUACACAUUGGAUAUACUGCUACCAACUGAAUAGUCAUACCUUGGCAGUAGUCUGGUGGUCUGAACAAUUUGGUUUUUUCUAGGUCUAGUUAACUGAGUUAUAUUAAUUAUAACAUAUAAUCCUGGAAAUAUGAGAGGGGCCCCUUUCUGUCCAGAGAUGUGUUUGGCAAAUAACAAAAGAAUAAGAUGGCCAGAGGCAUGUGGAUGGGUACUUCUCAGUCAGUGAGCCUUAGAGGACUCAGAAUUGAAACUUGAAGACCUUGAGGUCUCAAGGGCAUAAAAUGGAGAAUUGGUCCUAGAAAAAUGGCUAGAGAGUUGGUUUUGGAGCUAGGAAAAAUUGGGUUCAAGUCCCACCUCUGGCAUGCUGGAGGAGUGACUUUGGGCAAAUCAUUUAAUAUCUCAGUCCCCCCUCUCCCAACCUCCUCUCUGGCAGCUCUCUAAGAUUAGAAAUUCCAAAACAUUUUCCAACCUACUUUGGGAGAGGGAAUUCCUUAUACCAGUGAAAGAGGGAAGGGAACAAACAUUCAUUAAGCACCUACUAUGUGUCCAUGACUCUGCUAAGUAAUCGAUAUCAAUGAAAUUAUAGGCUCAGUUGAAAAACCUUAUUCAAAACCACUAAAACAAGCAAUUUAUCAAGACAGGCAAGGCAUCUGCAGUCAUGGGCAUGACCCAUCUUUGCCUGCUCUGCUUGAAUGUUAGGAGGAGAGGAAUCUGUUCUCCCCGGUCACCCUGAAUAUGUAUCUUAAAGCUAAGCUUCUGAAGACCUUGUGUCUGCUCAGAAAUCUAGGUGAAGGUAUAGAAGGCAGAGUCAAAUCAUCUCUCUGGCCAUCAGUUUCUUUCUCUGUAAUAUGAAAGGAAUUGGACUAGAUGACCUCUAAGGUCUCUUCCAGCUCAUAAUCUAUUA
Vombatus ursinus (common wombat) is the source of this 2005-nucleotide messenger RNA. It is a transcript of the gene TMEM98, whose product is annotated as transmembrane protein 98. The coding region runs from base 184 to 864 and encodes 226 amino acids. NCBI's taxonomy places the organism in Eukaryota, Metazoa, Chordata, Mammalia, Diprotodontia, Vombatidae. The transcript is spliced from 7 exons. Gene Ontology annotation, cellular component: endoplasmic reticulum. The record is from RefSeq and is a predicted model, not a curated record.